AUGAAGACCUCCGUGGACGCUGAGCUACCGAACGAAAUGAUUCUUCGUAUCUUUCAAUACCUGGACCUUCAAGGACUCAUCACAGCGCGCCUCGUGAACCAGCGAUGGAGAGGUCUUGUGCCCUUCGCAGAAAUAGAGGAGGCACGGAAGACAAUGCUCGAUUUUUACAUGGACCUGUCGGUAUCUCCUACCUUUCAUAGAACGAGGGAAUGGGUCAAGAAAAAUCGGAAGUCCUUCAACCGCGAAACAUAUAUUUUAAAAUUGGUGGCCCAAUAUCCGUCGCUUCCAGAAGAAUAUCGAUUGUGGGUGCUCGAGUGGCCGGAAAUAGCUGUUAUUGGAGGAGUUUGGCCGGGUCUUGCACGAAGAGCAUAUCUCAAGGAACAUGCGGAUGGUGUCAACAUACGUCCAGGAACCAAUUGGUUAAGCUAUCCCCAAGUUAGUACGAUGGCGUAUGCGGACUUUCACAACCAAACCAUAGAAGCUAUUCCUGGGAUUCUGAUAUGGAGCCAGCCAGACUAUUUGACGUGGCUUAUAGUGGACGAACGGAAACAUUUGAACGGAAAGUUAUUUCACUCUGGUAUAACAGAGUACCGCCACUUGCUAGAGGGUUCUUUGGGCGAAAACAAACUGCAGCACCCCUAUGAUAGGUUGACGCCGUCUUGGAUAGCCUAUCUCAGAGAGCUUUGGAAAGCCAUUGAAGAAGCGGAUAAAGGGCUUAAUCUGGCCUCGGCACCGAACAAAUGUGGCGUCAACGGAACUGAAGCAGCCACCCCAAUUCCUUUUGUGAUUCCAGAAGUGCAGCAUCUUGCAGGAAUCGCAUGGAAACGACGGAAUUCCUCUGAGACAACAACCUGGAUGUCGGGAAUACGAGCGACCCACUCAUUUGACCGCGAAGAGUAA
This is a messenger RNA of Psilocybe cubensis, 900 nucleotides long. RefSeq lists its product as uncharacterized. Bases 1 to 900 code for a protein of 299 amino acids. Lineage: Eukaryota; Fungi; Basidiomycota; Agaricomycetes; Agaricales; Agrocybaceae. The transcript has a single exon. Gene Ontology annotation, molecular function: protein binding. The record is from RefSeq and is a predicted model, not a curated record.